AUGCGUCUUCUAUCUAUAUUGGUCGCAUCGACCCUGCUUCCUCUUAUCUCCGCCGUCCCCGCUGGUUCAAGCAUCACCCCACCGCCGCCCCUGCUACCUGUCCGCCAAACUCAUUACCCACGUCCAUGGGCACGAUUCCGCGACUGGGUAAUUGGCGCGAUAUGGGAUAUUGAUCACAAACACUGCUCUAAACAUUCAUCGCCACCACCCAAUAUUCACGAUCGGUAUGGCAGUGAUGUUGUCCUCCGGUUCCAUUUGAGCGAGCCGGACGAGGCAGAAGCAUUAGCCUCCGCCUCGCAUGUGCUGUUUUUGGACAUUUGGGCCAUAACCUCGAAGUUCGUAGAUAUUAGACUUGCAGAUGAUAUGAUCCCCUCCUUGUUGGACCUACUACCUUCCACACUCCGCACCUCCUACACUCCCCUCAUGGACAACCUCGCCGACAAUAUAUACGCUUCUUACCCUUCCGGCCACCGUAGCAAUUCCGACUUCCGAUCAGGGACUGCAUCGGGUGAACUGAAGACGAUAUCGAACGGCGACCUAUUCUUCCAAGAAUACCAGCCGCUCAACGUCAUCACGCAAUGGAUGCGCUUGAUGGCAUCAAUGUUCUCCUCACACGUACGGAUGAUCAGCGUGGGAGUCACAUACGAGGGUCGCGAGAUCCCCGCAUUGAAAGUCGGCAUCUCUCCCGACCCAGAACGCACAUCGGGCCCACGCAAGACAAUCGUCAUCGUCGGCGGUACUCACGCCAGGGAAUGGAUCAGUACCUCCACGGUAACAUAUGUCGCAUACAGCCUCAUCACCCAUUACGGCUAUUCACCCGCAGUAACACGGUUGCUGCACGAGUACGACUGGAUUUUAAUACCAACCCUCAAUCCCGACGGAUACGUCUACUCGUGGGAAUCAGACCGUCUGUGGCGCAAGAACCGCCAGCCAACGGGUCUUCCAUUGUGCCCGGGAAUUGAUCUAGACCGCGCCUGGGAAUAUGAGUGGGACGGCGAGUCGACUCGCUCGAACCCGUGCUCAGAGACCUACGCCGGUGCGGAGCCUUUCGAAGCACUUGAAUCGCAGCGCCUGGCGCAGUGGGCUCAAAAUGAGACGUUGCAUGGCCGCGCUGAGAUCGUAGGCUUCAUCGACCUACACUCCUACUCCCAGCAGAUUCUAUACCCUUACUCAUACAGCUGCUCCUCCGUGCCCCCCACCCUCGAGAGUCUCGAGGAGCUAGCGUUGGGUCUCGCCAAGGCAAUCCGUCAGACAUCCCAUGAAUCAUAUGACGUUACUUCGGCGUGCGAGGGGAUUCUCAGCCAGGGUGCGGCUGCUGGGAUUACCUCGGGUGGCAGCGCUUUGGAUUGGUUCUACCAUAACCUGCACAUCAGGUUCUCGUACCAGAUCAAACUGCGCGACCGCGGCAGUUACGGGUUCCUUUUGCCUUCGGAGCACAUUGUUCCCACAGGCAAAGAGAUUUUCCAUGCUCUGUUGACAUUCGGCAAGUUUGUCUGGGGCGAGGAGGCAUCGGAUAUCAGCUUUGCGGAUUUGAUCGGUGAUCAGAUACCCCUAUCCGAUAACCUGUAG
Penicillium robsamsonii is the source of this 1569-nucleotide messenger RNA. RefSeq names its product M14 family metallopeptidase. Lineage: Eukaryota; Fungi; Ascomycota; Eurotiomycetes; Eurotiales; Aspergillaceae. Gene Ontology annotation, biological process: proteolysis. The transcript is spliced from 2 exons. Gene Ontology annotation, molecular function: metallocarboxypeptidase activity; zinc ion binding. The coding region runs from base 1 to 1569 and encodes 522 amino acids. The record is from RefSeq and is a predicted model, not a curated record.